Schistosoma turkestanicum is the source of this 225-nucleotide messenger RNA. The record is from the annotation of a GenBank genome assembly. NCBI's taxonomy places the organism in Eukaryota, Metazoa, Platyhelminthes, Trematoda, Strigeidida, Schistosomatidae.
AACAGAGUAUAUAAGUGAUGAGAAAUUUAUUGAAUAAUCACUUGUGUAACACCAUGCAAUUCUCAAUUGUCAAGGCUUUGUUGAUACUAAGUGUGGUGCAAGUGUUCAGUAUACUUAUACUCGGUGUACCACAAAAGAAAAGCACAUCCCAUAAGCAUCCGAGUGCUCCAAUCGUGUGCUCAUAUUCAAACCACACAGACAGUAAGUGAAAUCAUCAAGUGAUUA